AUGGAUGGGACUAAUUCCUCUGAGGAUCAGGAACUCCACGAGUCAUACUCCGUUCCAUACGGAGCGAAGCAAGGGCGUAUGAAUAUCGGUAACCAUGUCCUUGGAGGUCGUCGUCCAAGCUCCCGUGGAAGCGAAGGACGUCGAUUGUCCAAUUACGAUGGCUGCUCCACUCCUGGGUCGUGGUACUAUUCCGUGGAUCAUUCGGUGUCUGCCAGUGGGUAUAACACUCCAACGAGUGAUCUGUCAUAUAAGCAUGACGUCAUACGACGGAGUUAUAUGCGCGGUCAAAUUGCGGAGAUGAUGAAUCGAUCGUUAUGGUGGAGCGUGAUGGGUAUCUUGAUUCCAUACUUUGCUGACGACUACUAUAUGAUACCGGAGUGCCAUAUUACGUUAAACCUUUCCUUCCUAUUUUCGUCGCUCUUCUCCGACUUGUUGGCAGAGGCCAUGACGAUGCGGACAUUGCUCUGUUUGAGUGUUGUGAGUCGUAUGAUACUUUGGAUCAUAGCCUUCCCCGUUUGUUACCUACUCUUAAGUUCGUACGCUCGGCAGCUGAGUCUCGUCACGUUUUCAUUUUUGGUUGUGAUGGUGUUGGACGGUUUUCAAGAGGCACUAUCCAAAGCUUCUGACAUUGCACGAAAAGGAUUAGACCGAUUGAGCCAUAGCUAUCACCUAAUUAUUACUCCGGAGAUGCACAACCAGAUGAACAAAAUAUGUCAACUGGCGACUGGCACGUCUACCGUGUUAUUGGUACUUCCACUCGCAGCAACUGCCUGCGUCAUUAAGUAUCUUACUGACCAAUCAGAUUUGCUGAUAUUGGUGGCUGUUAUCGGAAGUGCAAUUUUCGUGCUUUCGGCAAUUUCCUUAUGUUCCUACGCCGUAGGACUCAGAAAUUCUAUUACUUUGAAUGGAAUGAUUUAUAAUGAGGGUUUGGAGAUCUCCAUAAGUUCGCUGUGCAACGAAAUAGUUACCAAGCUGGGAGACAUUACUAAUGGCAUGAUGCUGGCAAAGUCUGCAGGCCACCUAUUUAAGCAGAUCACUUUCCUAACUAUGGAAACAGCAUUUCAACACUCAAUGAUCUGUUUUAUUAUUCCCAUUACAGGUUUGUUUGUAGCUCUUAUGCUAAUAGUGUGA
Messenger RNA from Babesia sp. Xinjiang, 1131 nucleotides. RefSeq lists its product as uncharacterized. The record is from RefSeq and is a predicted model, not a curated record. The transcript is spliced from 4 exons. The coding region runs from base 1 to 1131 and encodes 376 amino acids. Lineage: Eukaryota; Apicomplexa; Aconoidasida; Piroplasmida; Babesiidae.